AUGAAUUUGUUGAGAGGGAAGAGCAGUGAGAGUGGCAAUGUGCAAAUCGAUGGGCACUCCUCCUCAUGUUUUCCUUCUUCUUCUACUUCUACGCCUAGAUGGACAUACAAAUACGAUGUCUUUCUCAGUUUCAGAGGCUCCGACACCCGCAAAAAAUUUACAAGCCAUCUGUACGAAGCAUUGAAACGGAAUGGCAUAACCACUUUUAGGGACGAUGAAAGUCUCGAUCGAGGAGCAUUCAUUAAACCAGAACUCUUGAAAGCAAUAGAAGAAUCAAAGAUUGCUGCCGUUAUUUUCUCUAGAGACUAUGCUUCAUCGAGUUGGUGCUUGACUGAACUAGCAAAGGUCUACGAGUGCAUGGGCAAGAAGAAGCUGAUUGUUCUGCCUGUUUUCCAUGACGUGGAUCCUAGUGAUGUGCGCAAACUAAGGGGGACUUUUGAGGAUGCCUUUGCAAAACAUCUCAUUGAUAACACUGAGAAUGUGCAAACUUGGAAAGAUGCUGUGACGGAAGUUGCUGGUAUCUUUGGAUGGGAUUUACGGGAUGAGCUUGAAUCAACGGUUAUCGAAAAAAUCAUUCAGAGGAUAAAUAAUGGGUUGGAUUGUGAAGUCCUAAGUGUUUCUGAGUACCUUAUUGGAGUGGAAUCUCGUGUGCAGGAAAUGCUAGAUUUAUGUUUGGGUGAAAGGUUAGAUUGUGUCCGUUUUAUUGGGAUUUGUGGUAUAGGUGGAAUUGGUAAAACAACUCUUGCUCGAGAAAUUUAUAAUAAAAUUUUUCGUGACUUUGAAGCUAGCAGCUUUAUUGAUAAUAUUAGAGAAGAAUCUGAAAGUCAACGUCCAGUUUGUUUACAAAAACAACUUCUUUCUAAGAUCCUCAUGAGUACCCAAAAAAAUAUAUCAAAUGUUUAUGAGGGAAUCAAUGUUCCAAGGAAGCGACUCCGCAAUAAGAAGGUUCUUAUUGUUCUUGAUGAUGUGAAUGAAGAAGAACAGCUAAAAGCAUUAGCUGGGAAAGAUGAAUGGUUUGGUGUAGGGAGUAUAAUCAUUGUAACUAGUAGAGAUAGGCAUUUGUUGAGAAGGCAUGGAGUGAAACAUAUAUAUGAAGUUAAAGAGUUGAAUGACGAUAAAGCUUUGAAACUUUUUAGUUGGAAGACUUUCAAGAAACCUCAUCCUGAAGAAAAUUAUGUGGAUUUGUCUAAGCAUUUUGUGAAGUAUGCAAAUGGCCUUCCCUUAGCUCUUGAAGUUUUAGGUUCUUUGUGA
Molecule: messenger RNA, 1251 nt
Organism: Quercus lobata
Lineage: Eukaryota; Viridiplantae; Streptophyta; Magnoliopsida; Fagales; Fagaceae
Product: TMV resistance protein N-like
Exons: 3
Coding region: 1-1251 (416 amino acids)
Biological process (GO): defense response; signal transduction
Molecular function (GO): ATP hydrolysis activity; ADP binding
Source: RefSeq, a predicted model, not a curated record